Molecule: messenger RNA, 6132 nt
Organism: Erinaceus europaeus (western European hedgehog)
Lineage: Eukaryota; Metazoa; Chordata; Mammalia; Eulipotyphla; Erinaceidae
Gene: GSK3B
Product: glycogen synthase kinase 3 beta
Exons: 13
Coding region: 52-1290 (412 amino acids)
Biological process (GO): protein phosphorylation; regulation of neuron projection development; insulin receptor signaling pathway
Cellular component (GO): beta-catenin destruction complex; cytosol; axon
Molecular function (GO): tau-protein kinase activity; protein serine/threonine kinase activity; beta-catenin binding
Source: RefSeq, a predicted model, not a curated record
AAGGAAGAGGAAGAGGAAAGAAGGAAAAGGUGAUUCGGGAAGAGAGUGAUCAUGUCAGGGCGGCCCAGAACCACCUCAUUUGCGGAGAGCUGCAAGCCGGUGCAGCAGCCUUCGGCUUUUGGCAGCAUGAAAGUUAGCAGAGACAAGGAUGGCAGCAAGGUGACUACAGUGGUGGCAACUCCUGGGCAAGGUCCAGACAGGCCACAAGAAGUCAGCUAUACAGACACUAAAGUUAUUGGAAAUGGGUCGUUUGGCGUGGUGUAUCAAGCCAAACUUUGUGAUUCAGGAGAACUGGUUGCUAUCAAGAAAGUAUUGCAGGACAAGAGAUUUAAGAACCGUGAGCUUCAAAUCAUGAGAAAGCUAGAUCAUUGUAACAUAGUCCGAUUGCGCUAUUUCUUCUACUCAAGUGGUGAGAAGAAAGAUGAGGUCUAUCUUAAUCUGGUGCUGGACUAUGUUCCGGAAACCGUGUACAGAGUUGCCAGACAUUAUAGUCGAGCCAAGCAGACACUCCCUGUGAUCUAUGUCAAGUUGUAUAUGUAUCAACUAUUCCGAAGUUUAGCCUAUAUCCAUUCCUUUGGAAUCUGCCAUCGGGAUAUUAAACCACAGAACCUCUUGUUGGAUCCUGAUACCGCUGUUUUAAAACUCUGUGACUUUGGAAGUGCAAAGCAGCUGGUCCGAGGAGAGCCCAAUGUCUCGUAUAUCUGUUCUCGGUACUAUAGGGCACCAGAGUUGAUCUUUGGAGCUACUGAUUAUACCUCUAGUAUAGAUGUAUGGUCUGCAGGUUGUGUACUGGCUGAACUAUUGCUAGGACAACCAAUAUUUCCAGGGGAUAGUGGUGUGGAUCAGUUGGUGGAAAUUAUCAAGGUUUUGGGGACACCAACAAGGGAGCAAAUUCGAGAAAUGAACCCAAACUACACAGAAUUUAAAUUCCCUCAAAUUAAGGCGCAUCCUUGGACUAAGGAUUCGUCAGGAACAGGACUUUUCACCUCAGGAGUGCGGGUCUUCCGACCCCGAACUCCACCAGAAGCAAUUGCACUGUGUAGCCGUCUGCUAGAGUAUACACCAACUGCCCGACUGACUCCACUGGAAGCUUGUGCACAUUCAUUUUUUGAUGAAUUACGGGACCCAAAUGUCAAACUACCAAAUGGGCGAGACACCCCUGCACUCUUUAACUUCACCACUCAAGAAUUGUCAAGUAAUCCACCUCUAGCUGCCAUUCUUAUUCCUCCUCAUGCUAGAAUUCAAGCAGCUGCUUCAACCCCUACAAAUGCCACAGCAGCCUCAGGUUGAAAACCGUUCUAACAGAAAAGGGAAUCAUGAUAGGAGUUGGACAAGAUGCUAAUGCUGGAGAACGUGGACAGACCAAUAAUGCCGCUUCUGCAUCAGCUUCCAACUCCACCUGAACAGUCCUGAACAGCCAGCUGCACAGGAAAAACCACCAGUACUUGAGUGUCACUCAGCAACACUGGUCACGUUUGGAAAGAAAAUUAAAAAGAAAAAAAAAAAAAACCUGUUCAUUUUAGUGUUCAAUUUUUUAUUAUUAUUGUUGUUCUUAUUUAACCUUGUAAAAUAUCUAUAAAUACAAACCAGUUUCAUUGUAUUCUCACUUUGAGGGUGAUCCAGAGGGUGGGAGGGUUGUGGGGAGGGGAAAUCGGAGCACUAAAACACACACUCUCCCACGACAAUCUUUUUAUUUUAAUUUUUUUAUCAAAAGUCUGCUGUUAUAUACUUUAAAAACAGGACUCCUGCCUCAUGCCCCUUCCACAAAAGAAGAAAACUAUGUUCUGUGUUGAAGUUUUUUUUUUACCUUUGUUUUAAAGUCAAGUGUAAGAUACCGGUGUAGUGCACAGCUUGAAAUUGGUUGGGAGCUCAGCAGGUAUAACUCAAUGGGGACUUAAAUGUCACUUGUAAAAUUAAUCCGUAUCCUCGGGUAUCUGAUGAUUUGCCUUUGGCAUGUUGGUGGCAGACAAAACAAAACAAAGCAGAAAUGUAUCAUUUGUAACCCAGGGAGGUCAAUAAAGUUUGAAAAUACACAGAAGAAGAUUCUUAGUUGAUUUGUUAUGGGCUCCCCUCCCCCUCUGUUUUGCUCUUAAUCAGUGCUAGUGCUGAAGAAGCUGGAAGAGUGUGCUUGCUCUGUGAGUGGAUUUUUGCGUGACAAAGGGUUCUCUGCAAAUCUAGUUUCAAACUAGUGACCUAGAAGAGGGAUAAAGAGUACUGAGUCAGCCACUAUGCUCAGAGGUCAGAAGCUGAGCGUGGAGGAAUGGACCAGGCCGGGGGCAGAUCUCGCCACUGUGAAUGAAUUCAUCCAGAUAUAUUUUUCCCCCUAAAGUUGCUUCCCUUGGAAUUAUACACUUGAGAGGAUGUUGUAGUUAAAUAAUGUGAACUGUAAAAGUCUACUGGUUUAUUUCUUAUAUUUUAAUUGCAAAUUGAGCUUGCAGAAAUUGUCACAUUCUGCAUAUACUUCUGAUUUUAAAUCCAAACCUAGAAUCUAUUUAAUUUCCACUUUUUUAACCUAUACUUUAAAAAUCUUAUUUAUUGAUGCAUGUCAGGUAGGCCACUGGUUUAUAGAUGGUAUAAAUAUUAAAAACCACACAUCAGAAUGAUAUAAGCAGUCACUCAUACCUGCUAACUUUAUAAGAAAGAUAAUUAUAUAAAUGUGUGUAUAUAAGUUAUAUAUACAUAUUCAGUACUGCCUUUUUUCUUUUUUGUCCACAUUAUCAAAAUUGACUAAUUGAAGCAUAAAAGUGUUUCUUCCUACACCCUGUUAGAAGUUUUUGUUUCUAUUUUAUUUGUGUAUCAGUGAACAGUAUAAGAAUCAGUCUCUGUGUUUGAAGAAAAAGCAAUAUUCCUUGGAAAGCAAGGAGGAUUGAAGAAUUAUAUUUGCAGUGGAUAAAUGGAUUUUCACAACUAGUUUGUUUUAUACUUUUAAGGUUGACAUCUAUGUGGGCCUUAUAUACUCUAAAAUGAACUUUAGUCACCUUGGUGCUUAUGGGCCAUUACUUGACCUAUGAAUCUUUAAGGCACAAUCAGUUGUACUUUACAUGUAAAGAUUACGUGAGUGAUGGCCACCUUUCCCUUCAACUUGCUGCCACUCCAAACCCAUACACCCUCCAACAUUAGAUAGAACUGUAGGGCUACAGAGAGGGACCCGAGAUCAUUGUAGCCUCCUUUUGCUCUAUCCUCAUUGCCACCACAUUGGCUCAUGUUGGGGUCUCACCCUCAUGGGAUUUGGAAGUGAAAUCUCUUGGCAGCCCUCACACAUGUUCCAACACCCUGCCCUGCUCGAAUCUGUGACUCCCAAGAGAGUCACACUGCCUGCUGAUGUGAACCAACACCCAGAAAGGUAAUUGUGAGCCAUGCUAGUUUUAACUUGCUGUUUAACUAAGCUCUUGAGCCCUUGUGGAUUCUCGAGCCUCUAGUUUUAUCAGAAUUGGUGAGAAAGGAUAAACCAAGUCAAACAAAUUGAAUUUUACUUUUCAUCAUGGGCUUUUGAGAACUGGUUAGAUUUUAAAGAAAUUGAAGCAUUUGCUAGCAUAACUCCUAGUUAAAGGAAAUGAUCUUGACCACUUUUUUCAGAAAGGAUUUAUAAGGAAGCUGAAUAGCAAGUCUGAUAGAAACGGAUCAAACUGCCCAGCUAACCAUUUGUACACAGGCAUUACUCUGGACUUAGCAUUUUUGCUAGAGUUCACAAAAAUCUAUUUAUUUAGGAAAUCUCCACCCCUAACUUCCUCAAAUGGGGUAAGAAAAGAGAGAGGAGUCAGAAGCUUUUCUUUCUUUUUAUUAUCAGUGUGAGUGAGGGCUGCAGCACAUGAAUUUUUCUUAAGGAUCAUGGUGGGAUCACAGACUCUUCUACAAGUGAGAUCCAGGUCUGAAUAUCUUCUUGUAAAUAAUAAUAAUAAAUAAUAAUAAUAAAGCUCCUCACCAAAUUCAAGCUUGUACAUUAUAUUUUCUUUCCAUGUUUUAAAAUUUUUAAGUUUUAUUGUUUUGUAUGUAAAUAUGUGGACCCAGGAACUGUUAUUAAUGAGCAAAAAGUUACUGUUCAGGGCAGUGAUUCUGUUUAAUAAUCAGACAAAAUGUAGACGAGCUUUUUAAAGCCAUAUAGUUUUAACUCUGUACAGUAGGUACUGGCCUGUAUUAUUGUAACAAUAACUAGCAAUGUAUAGUGUAUCUAUAUAGUUUGGAGUGCCUUCGCUUCCAUGUGUUUUUGUUUUGUUUUUUUAAUUUGAAUUAGUUUCUCUACCCAUGUCUCCCUGCUCCAUUCCUUGCAUUUUGAAAUAAUAGCUCACUCAUUAACACAGUGUCUUUGCCUCAGAAUUAGAUUUCAGUAAUACCAUGAUUAGGAGUGGAAAGAAACCACAUUCAUAAUCUCAUGCCAUUCAAAUCUUCCCUUUUACUUCUAAGUGUCAUUUCCUCCUCUGUAGUAAUGACCAGUUUUAUUUCAGUCUUCAAUCAUCCAGGGACUUAGUGUAGUACCAGGGAGUUACAGAGCUGGGGGAUAUUGACUAGAUUAGAUUUUGCUCGUCUUUUUCCCAAACCCUAACUAUGGGUCUUAAAACAGCAGAUCCCCAGGAGCCUUCCAUGCUCAGUCUCUCUUCCAACCUAUUUCCCACCUGAAUGAGAGAGAAUUGGCUUUUAUACAUUGAAGUUUCUUAAGAAAGGUUUUGAUAUAUCAGUAGUCUAAAAUGCUAUUGUGCUGUUAACAUUACUGCACAGACUACAGCUAAGCCGAAAGCGGACUGUUAUUUCAACAAAGGAACUCUUAGAUCAUUCUCUUCCCUCCUGCCACCUCUACACGUUUGAUGGAAUAAUUUCUUUCUAAUUCAACUUAAUUAUUCCUGUGUGCCCAUUCUGAAGGCCUUUUUUGAAAGGAAUAAAAAUUAAAAUCUUUUCUUCCAAGUACUCCAUUUAGGAUGUCAUGAGUAGAAGAAUAAACAAACUUUACCAAACCAAAGGUUGCUCUUUUUGAAACAUCACAUGUUCAUUCAAGCAAGGCAGAAGACUACGUCUUCUUUCCAGUGACAUUGUGUCAUUUUUUAAAUUAUUUUAAUUUUAGACACAUGCUUUGUUUGUGUUUUAUCAAAGCCUGCCUAGCCAGUCAUCUUGUCUGCACCAAUGCAAAGGUUUCUGAGAGAACUAUUAUAUUUCUCUAUUCCUGUGGAUAUAAAGACACUGGCCUUUUAUUUGUUUUUCCCUUUCCUCUUCAAGAGAUUUAGCUUUGGAAUUUUCCAAAGGAAGUUUGGCCAAUGCCAGAUCCCCAUGCAUUUAGGGGGUUUAUCUUUGUUUUAAACCAAAAUUGUAUCUGAUUCCUAUUGUUCAUGUUAGUGAUCAUCUAAUCACAGAGCUGGACACUUUCUCCCCUAAUACAGAAAACUAAAUGAAGCAUGCUUUACAAUAAAAUCUCUUUGGUAGAAACCUGAGCCACUGAAAGGAAGAAAGCUAGAAGCACAGUAGUGUCCCAGCCUAAACUGUAGGUUUGAGAGGCUUUGAAAGUAAUCCCUUGGGUUCAGAUUUUUUUUCACAAGGGUUUAAGAUGGCUUAUUCAAGUCUGUUGCUCCGUUUUUUGCACCUCUGCAAUAAAAGCAAAAUGACAACCAAUGCAUAAGGGGUUAGCUUAACAAAGUAGACUUCCUUGUGUUAAUUUUAUUUUUUUUCUUACUAUAUCUGUCUACAGGCAGAUGCAGAUAGAUGUAUGAAAAUGUGCUUGCCUGUAAAAUUUGCAUUUAUAAAUGUGUUGCCGAUGGAUCACUUGGGCCUGUACACAUACCAAUUAGCGUGACCACUUCCAUCUUAAAAACAAAUCUAAAAAUCAAUAUAUAUAUAUAUAUAUAUAUAUAUAUAUAUAUAAAGGACUGUGGGUUGUAUACAAACUAUUGCAAACACUUGUGCAAAUCUGUCUUGAUAUAAAGGAAAAAGCAAAAUCUGUAUAACUAUUACUACUUGAAUGCCUCUGUGACUGAUUUUUUUUUUCAUUUUAAAUAUAAACUUUUGUGAAAAGUAUGCUCAAUGUUUUUUUCCCUUUCCCCAUUCCCUUGUAAAUACAUUUCGUUCUAUGUGAAUUGGUUUGGAAAUAGUUAACUGGUACUGUAAUUUGCAUUAAAUAAAAAGUAGGUUAGCCUGGAAAUGAAAUUAAAA